Messenger RNA from Sabethes cyaneus, 2023 nucleotides. It is a transcript of the gene vih, whose product is annotated as ubiquitin-conjugating enzyme E2 C. The coding region runs from base 451 to 981 and encodes 176 amino acids. The record is from RefSeq and is a predicted model, not a curated record. The transcript has 2 exons. NCBI's taxonomy places the organism in Eukaryota, Metazoa, Arthropoda, Insecta, Diptera, Culicidae.
GCAGCAAACGGGCUUUGUGGUGUAUCUCCCUCCAGCAGAAAGCAGUGAGUAGUGUAAAAAUACGAAAAGUUUUCGCUUGUGCUUGAAAAUUAGUUUAUUUGAAGUCAAAAAACGUAAUUUCGUGCUACGGAUGAAGUUUUCGUAUACGUUUUGUGGAUGAAGUUGCUGCUUUGAAUGAGAUCUUGGAGAAUAAAUUCAUACGGUUCAUCAUCGAAAGAGGCCAUCAUUGCUUGCUGCGCUUCUGGAACAAACGAGUCAAUAAACGGGAGUAAAGGAAAACAGAAAUAGGGAUUUAAUUUUUUCAAAAUCGAAGUGGGAUUUUCUAGCAGCGUUGGUUACAAUUUGGGCAAAAAGUCGUACACUGCCUAAAAUUUUAUACAAUAAAGACUAUCUGACGGAAAAGAAGCUUUCAUUGUUACUGAUCUAAGUACUUCGGUAGUGGCGUGGAACAUGGCGCAGAAUAUCAACCCGGAACGAGCUGCUUCCUCGAACCUAUCGAAACAGAAUGAUGAAACGCUAAUAAAUAACAAUAAUCAUGCAGUUAGCAAAAGACUCCAAAAAGAACUGAUGGCGUUGAUGAUGUCUUCAGAAAAAACCAUCUCGGCUUUCCCUGAAGGAGAGAAUUUUUUCAAAUGGAUCGGAACCAUAUGCGGCCCGGAGGAUACCGUCUACAAGGGUCAGAAGUAUAAACUGCUGCUGGAGUUUCCGAAUUCAUACCCAUACUCGGCCCCCAACGUAAAAUUUUUGACACCCUGCUUCCACCCCAACGUGGAUCUGAGCGGUUCAAUUUGCCUAGACAUCCUGAAGGACAAGUGGUCUGCCCUGUACGACGUGCGGACUAUUCUGCUCUCCAUUCAGUCGUUGCUAGGCGAGCCCAACAACGACAGCCCACUGAAUUCGCAAGCCUCUCAGUUGUGGCCCAAUCAAGCUGAAUAUAAAAAAUACUUGGAUGAUUUCUACGAGAAGCAUAAAGAGGUUUAAGCAAGUCGAAUCAAUAGCGGCUGGUGGGUUGAGAGAAUGCAAUGAUGCUUAUGAAUGAAUGCGUACGCGAAUUUGAAUCACACAAAUGGACACCCAACAAUACACAUUCAAGCCAGAAAAAUUACAAUUAAAUAUGCAGCAGGAGAGAUAAAUAUCGAAUUCUUGUGAGUUUGGUCAAAACAAAUAGUUGAAAUAUUUUGAUCAUGAUUGGAAUAUAUGCCAUGUGGAAUGGUUGUUGUGACCCACUGUGAGUAGACCACACCGAUUCACAGGCCAUUUUUAAGCCGAGGGAGUAGCCAACAGUUUCCAGAAGUUAAUUUUAAAUUGCGGAUAUAUUUAUUAACAGGAUAUCGAUCAAAGCGUUUAUUGUAUGGUUGAUUUAUGUACUACGAUCUGUUUAUUUUCGGUAUAAUUUAUUUUGACGGUAAACUGUCUUCUCAUUAAUGUGUAGAGCAACACUCAAGUAAGUCUAAAAUAUAUCGCGCUGAUACAUCCGGAAGCAUAAAUAGUUAGACGUACACAACACAACAAACUCAGCAGCAGACACGCAGCUGCGAUUGCCUUAGAUGAAUAUCUUCAAAUAAUUCCAAAGCAUACAAUUAACACGGUUUGUCAGCAACAUAGCAGAAAUGGAAUAAGGCAUGUUUGACACAUUACACCGCUAUAUACAUUCUGCUAUCUCUUAAAAAAAUCAUUUUCUAACAAACCAAACUAUCGCCUAGUAUAAUGUUUAGCUAAUAGCCAAGCGAAGGUGUUUUAUAUAGUAUUCAAUCAUCCGCUAGAAACGAUAUCGGACCUUUUUGUACUGUGUUUUUUAGAAAUUCGACGUCAACCACUAUAAUAGUUUAAAGACCUUUGCCUGAUAAAGUACAGUAACUCGUCAGCGCAACGAACAGCACGCAUUACAGCACUACUAGCCCAGAGAGUAUUCAGACUAUUUUGCACUUGGUAUUUUUCCCGUUUUUUUCUUUUGACUGUCCAUAUUUUUAUUAUAAAUAAUUUAGCAAGGCAAUUGGUAUCUGUAAACAUAAAUAAAUUACAA